AUUAUAUAUUCUGCGGUUUGAAAGGAUCAGUAGGGCUUUUUUGAUCAGUAAAAAGACUCUCAGGUUUCGUUUUUAGAGUGACGACAGGGACCCCACGUGCAAAUAAGAGUCGUAAUUAUCCCAGCUUCGCUUAAGGACCUUUACUAGAAUUUUAAGUUUUGCGCUAAGAUGAGGAUAAUUAUUGUGACGAGAACUGGAAUCCCGUCGGCCAGGUAGCUCUCAGCAGGCGCUGUGCAGACACCUGGGACAGCACACCGGGCCGCCCCCGCCUGCCUCUCAGCCUCAGGUGUGCGGUCACCGGUGCCUUCGUCAUGAAACGACACCUGGCCGCUUGUGUGUGGAUUUUGUAUUUUUUUCAAAACUUACAGACUAGCUGUUGGAGAGAUGGGGUGGUUUCUGAGCGUUUUUGGUUUGAUGACCUUAAUAGACUGAAUUUUGAAGAACGGGCCUGUGUGAGGGUGUCCUAAACGUGCAGACGCGCUGCGUUGAGUUGACAGUUCAGAUAAACAGGCUCUUCCGUGCGGCUUUGAGUUGAGAGAUUUUUAUCUCUGCAGGCGGCGCAUGUGUGCAGAAGUGGACUACGGGGCGUGUUCGCCACAUCCAUGAAUCUGUGCUUGAGCCUUCCAUUGACGUGGCUGUUGGCCUGCGGGGUGUUUGGCGCCCGCCUGACACUGGGCACCUUAUUCCCUGGGCCUGCGGGGCUCCUGCCGCUGGGCGGGACUGAAGUCUUUUCGGUUUUCUGUGGCGCUGUUGCUCAUCUCAUAUCAAACACGAGGGCUGCUGUGCUGGCCCAGGCGAGAAGGACACACAGAUGGCCGAUAACAGUUUUCCAGAUGGAGCUCCUUCAGAUUCCUCGGAGGCUGCUAAAAGUGCAAGUAACGCAGAAAAGCUCACAGAUCAGGCGAUGCAAAGCCCUCAAGUGCUGGCAGCGCUGCAGGAACGGCUUGACAACGCCUCCCACACCCCUUCCAGCUACAUCGAGACCUUGCCUAAAGCUGUCAAAAGAAGAAUCAACGCAUUGAAGCAGCUGCAGGUGAAGUGCGCCCACAUAGAAGCCAAGUUUUACGAGGAGGUUCACGACCUGGAGAGAAAGUACGCGGCCUUGUACCAGCCUCUCUUCGACAAGAGGAGGGAGUUCAUCACUGGCGACGUGGAGCCCACAGACGCGGAGGCAGAAUGGCACAGCGAGGAGGAGGAGGAGGAGGAGGAGAAGCUGGCUGCAGAUGUGAAAAAUAAAGUCGUCGUAGCGGAAAAGGAAGCAGCACCAGCCGAAGAGCCCAACCCCAGAGGCAUCCCUGAGUUCUGGUUCACCAUCUUCAGAAACGUGGACAUGCUCAGCGAGCUGGUCCAGGAGUAUGAUGAGCCGAUUUUGAAGCACCUGCAGGAUAUUAAAGUGAAGUUUUCAGACCCCGGACAGCCUAUGUCUUUCGUGCUAGAGUUCCACUUUGAGCCCAACGACUACUUUACCAACUCGGUCCUGACGAAAACGUACAAGAUGAAGUCGGAGCCCGACAAGGCCGAUCCCUUUUCCUUUGAAGGCCCCGAGAUUGUCGACUGUGACGGGUGUGCGAUCGACUGGAAGAAGGGGAGGAACGUGACCGUCAAGACCGUCAAGAAGAAGCAGAAGCACAAGGGCCGCGGCACGGUCAGGACCAUCACCAAGCAGGUGCCCAGCGACUCGUUCUUCAACUUCUUCAGCCCGCUGAAAGCAUCCGGAGACGGAGAGUCGCUGGAUGAGGACUCCGAGUUCACGCUGGCCUCUGACUUUGAAAUUGGACACUUUUUCCGUGAGCGGAUCGUCCCGCGGGCGGUGCUGUACUUCACCGGGGAGGCCAUCGAGGACGACGACAAUUUUGAAGAGGGCGAGGAAGGAGAAGAGGAGGAGUUGGAAGGUGAUGAGGAGGGAGAAGAGGAGGAUGAUGCCGAAAUGAACCCCAAGAAGGAGCCCAGCCAGCCCUCUGAGUGCAAGCAGCAGUGAGCACGCCCUGGGCGCCGGCCGCGCCGAGGCCCCUGCAUGGUCUCCGCCCAGCUUCCCCCUCGUAGUCUUUUGCUUAGCCUGUACAGUGGCACCUCGAGUGCGCGUGCGCAGUAGGAGGUUUCACGCCUGCACCCUGGACGGCCUGGGCCCAGCUCCGACGACUGACCGGGCCCGGCGGCGGCUGGGGACCCAGGCAGAGAUCUGGGGUGGGAGCGUCUCCCGCAGCCGGACGGCCCUGGUUCG
Talpa occidentalis (Iberian mole) is the source of this 2221-nucleotide messenger RNA. It is a transcript of the gene NAP1L4, whose product is annotated as nucleosome assembly protein 1 like 4. Gene Ontology annotation, molecular function: chromatin binding; histone binding. The coding region runs from base 812 to 1978 and encodes 388 amino acids. The record is from RefSeq and is a predicted model, not a curated record. NCBI's taxonomy places the organism in Eukaryota, Metazoa, Chordata, Mammalia, Eulipotyphla, Talpidae. Gene Ontology annotation, cellular component: nucleus; chromatin. Gene Ontology annotation, biological process: nucleosome assembly. The transcript is spliced from 15 exons.